CUUCCUAGAAACAAAUUCUUAUUCAAUAUUAAAGAUGAAUAAACUAACCUUGAAAUAUCUUUCCCUCAACUUUCUCCUCUUAGUCUCCUUACUCUCUUCGAGAUUUGGGACUUGUGCGGCUAGGCACAGUGUAUACUGGAAAGGAAUUCGCAGGUCUGUUGCCGAAAGGGAAAUUUCCGCAACAAUCAAUGUGCUUGACCAUGGCGCAAAAGGUGAUGGGACAAGUGAUGACACAAAGGCUUUCGAAGAUGCUUGGGAGGAAGCUUGUAAGGUGGCAGCGUCAACAUUAUUAGUUCCAUCUGGUUCUACGUUCCUUGUUGGACCUGUUUCCUUCCUGGGAAAAGAAUGUAAAGAGAACAUCGUGUUUCAGCUAGAUGGAAAGAUCAUAGCUCCAACGAGUUCAAGUGCAUGGGGUUCAGGUCUCUUGCAAUGGAUAGAAUUCAAAUCACUUAAAGGAAUCACUGUAAAAGGAAAAGGAAUAAUUGAUGGACAAGGAUCAGUAUGGUGGAACAAGUCCCCUGACUAUGAUCCAGCAGAUGAGUCACAGUCAAUAACUAAGAACGACAUGGUGAAAGAACAACUGGGUACAAAAAUGCCAAAGACUAAACCAACAGCUUUGAGGUUCUACGGGAGUAAUGGUGUAACAGUCAAUGGAAUAACCAUACAAAACAGCCCUCAAACCCACCUCAAGUUUGAUAAUUGCAUGAGCAUUCAAGUGUCUGAUUUUACAACUUCAUCCCCCGGAGAUUCCCCCAACACAGAUGGAAUCCACCUGCAAAACUCUCAAGAUGCCGUUAUUUACCGCAGCACGCUGGCUUGUGGAGAUGAUUGUAUAUCAAUUCAAACUGGAUGCUCUAAUAUCUACAUACAUGAUGUAGACUGUGGGCCUGGCCAUGGAAUUAGCAUCGGAGGACUGGGAAAAGACAAUACAAAAGCGUGUGUUUCAAACAUUACUGUCCGUGAUGUCACGAUGCAUGAAACUACGAAUGGAGUUAGAAUAAAAUCCUGGCAGGGAGGGUCAGGGUCUGUAAAACAAGUUAUGUUUUCAAAUAUUCAAGUCAGCGACGUAGCCAAUCCGAUAAUAAUAGAUCAAUACUAUUGCGAUGGUGGAGGAUGCCACAACGAAACUUCAGCAGUGGCUGUAUCAAACAUAAACUACAUAAACAUAAAAGGUACCUACACAAAACAACCUAUACGCUUCGCCUGCAGUGAUAGCUUGCCAUGCACAGGAAUCUCACUGUCGACCAUAGAGCUUAAGCCAGCCACAGAAAAAGCUAGCUCACUUGAUCCUUUCUGCUGGGAAGCACACGGUGAACUGAAAACACAAACUCUACCACCAAUACAAUGUUUGAAAACAGAAAAGUCACCAGAAGCUAGUCAGUCUAAUAAUGAUGCUUGCUAAUACUAU
Camelina sativa (false flax) is the source of this 1408-nucleotide messenger RNA. The record is from RefSeq and is a predicted model, not a curated record. Lineage: Eukaryota; Viridiplantae; Streptophyta; Magnoliopsida; Brassicales; Brassicaceae.